Messenger RNA from Anneissia japonica, 1175 nucleotides. RefSeq names its product programmed cell death protein 10-like. Gene Ontology annotation, cellular component: Golgi apparatus; FAR/SIP/STRIPAK complex. Gene Ontology annotation, biological process: regulation of Golgi organization; positive regulation of MAP kinase activity. NCBI's taxonomy places the organism in Eukaryota, Metazoa, Echinodermata, Crinoidea, Comatulida, Comatulidae. Gene Ontology annotation, molecular function: protein kinase binding. The transcript has 5 exons. The record is from RefSeq and is a predicted model, not a curated record. Bases 108 to 776 code for a protein of 222 amino acids.
CUUUAAUUUCAGUUUUCAGGAUUUUUGGGUUAGGCCUGUGUGAAGAGUUUAUACGCAAGAAUACAUGUAUAUAAACCAGAAAACUGUGGAGAUUUAAUUCCUACAGAAUGACAAUGGAGGAAGAGGAUGGGUCAUCAGUGGUCUCUCUUCCUUUACACGUUGUUGUAUUUCCAGUUUUAGAUGAGUUACAAAAAACUGACCUUGCUGCUGCCCAAACAUUGAGGGCAGCAUUAAACAAAGUGGAAAAGAAACAUCCAGGCUUUACGCAGGAUCUUGUGAAUGGCAUACUGAAGGCAAAGUCAGCUAAUGUGAACUUAACUGAAUGCCUUCUACGGCUGGCAGCUUAUGAUAGUGAAGAGUACAUGAUUAUGCGUCCAGAACCAGAGUUCAUUAAACUCAAUGAGCAGGCACACAAUUUGAAACACAUCUUGUCUAAACUUCCUGAUGAAAUUGAAAACAGACCAGCCUUUCUACAAAGAAUUAAGGAUAUUGCCAGUGGUAUCAAGGAGCUUCUCCAAGCAGUGAAUGUCAUUUUCAAACAGCAUGAAGCAUUUCGUCUUAAUGAGCAUAUACGUGUUCUUGAGCUCUAUAAGAAGGAGUUUAUCAAGUCCUCCAAGAAGUUUAGCUAUACCUUGAAAGGUUACUUCCGCGAUAGCCAAAUUGAUAAUGUGUACGACAGUGCCAACGUUCUCGUCAACGAAACAAACACUAUUCUAAAGAUGCUAAAAAAUGUCAGUCGAAAGGUUCCAGAUCAGCAAACAAGUUUAGGGAGUUGAGCAAAAACAGGCAGUUGCAUAGUACAUUAACCUAAGUAAAUUUUCAAAGGGACGAAGAUUAAAGGUAUUUUUUAAAUUAAAGAAUUAAAUUAGAUGUACAUGUAUGUGGUACAGAUGUUACUGGUCAUGUAAUUCUAACAUUGAAUACACAAAUGCACUCUACUCCUACUAUAGUUGCUCAACUGACUAGGCUUGCCAGUCUGAGCUUAUUCAGACAGCAAAGGCAUUUGUAUUGUAAAUACUAGCAAACCCAGUAGAUGCAGCAAACACUUGUAGUGGAAAACUUAUUCAAAAUAUAGGGUUUUGCAUUUCCUGAUACUUCUUCCUAAAUAUUGGCCAAUACUUAUAUUAUACUUUGUUCAAACUAUUCUAUUUUCUGGGACUGUCACAUUAGAACUU